GAUGUGCCAAGAGCUGUCAGAGCCUUGAGGAGAACUGGUCACAGCCCCUGGUGUCAGAUCACUGGUGAGAAAAAUGACAGCGGGCUCUGUCUCAGUUCCUCAGGUCAUACCACUUCGAAUCCCUCUUCCAGGGAAGGCUAAACAUGAAAUCGAUACAAAUACUCUCGUAGAAAUAAAAUCAGAUACACCUGAGGUCUCCAUUUAUUACACAUUAGAUGGAAGUAAGCCAGAACCCAAUAAGAAACCUGGCUAUGGAGAGCACAACACUUUUAAGUAUAAAAGUCCUAUCAUAUUACCAGUUGGGAAAAUCAUGGUCAAGGCACUUGCAGUUACAAAGGACUGCAGGGAGAGCACUGUUGUAACAAAGGUGUUUCUAGUAGAGUACAAGCAACCGAACAUCUUCUCUAUUGAAGACAAUGACAAGAAUUUCCUAAAAGAUGUCACCACACAGGAGAGGGAAGAUGGAUUGUUUACUACAAAGUCAAAGAAAAAUGGAAUGAAUGUGGAAAUCAAGCCUGCCUGGAGUGAAGCACCCCAAGAUUUUCAAGACUUGGAAACAGAAAAAAAGACGUACCACAAGUCCCUGCAAGGACCACAGCUCCUGACCUGCCAUUUAGAAACAACAGGAUACAGAGAGGAAUCCGUCUCAGCACUACCAACAGAGUCAUUACAGUUUGCUAGUUCUUCUGUGGUGACUAGCCGAAAAAGCUUAGCAAGCACACAGGUGGCAAGAAUCCAGAGGGAGACAAAUUUCCUCAGAUGUGCACACUGUUCUGCACCUCGCCUGUCUGAUCCCUUGGCUCACUUCUGCCAGGAAUGUGGAUCUCCUAUCCCACCUGUGCCAGUACGUCACUUCCCGCCCCCUGAAGGAGCACAGAUGGCACCAUGUCUUGAAUGCAGACAUCUUGUGCCAAUGAAUACACCCACCUGCAUUGUAUGUGAGUCACCAAUAGCUCCACAGCUGCAGCCCCAAACCAACAUCUGCUUGAAGGGCAAAGUAAUUUGUCAGGCAUGCGGCACAGGAAAUCCUCUUCAUCAUAAAUAUUGUGUGACCUGUGAAAGCAAACUGCCUGAAGCACAGAUGCACGUGCUUCGAGGAGAUAGCCCCCCAGCUUAUACCAGCCAGCAGGGAAAGACAGUUUCUUGCUCAAAAUGCAAUCGUGUUAACCAAUGUAAUGCUCGUUUCUGUGACUGGUGUGGAGCCAAGCCCGACCCUCCUCCGUGCUACUUUACUUGUUUCAAGUGUGGUACAAACAACCGUCCAUAUGCUCGGUUCUGUGCAUUCUGUGGUGUUUACAUAGAGCCCCCAUCAAGGGUGAGCUCUCAGAAUGGAGUUCUCUUGGAUGCUGGGGACUCGCUGCGGUUUUCUGAGACUAAACCACUUCAAGCUCAAGUUGCCUGGCAGUCUCUUCCUAUUUCCUUGUCCAAAUCUAGAGUAGAUCUAAAAGAAACAGAAGAUAAAGGAACCCAAACCAUUGGACUUUUUUACCCAUCUAGCAAACUGUUGGAAAAGAAGGAACUUGAGCUGAUUUUACACAAAGAAAAGCUGGAAAAAAUGAGUGAUCGUAAGCCUCUCCUGACAGCCAUCAGUCCUGGAAAAGGUUACUGGAGAAAGCAGCUGGAUCAUGUCUGUGCUCACCUUAGAAGCUACGCCCAGAACAACCUUGAAUUCAGAGCACUGAUUGGAGAACCUCGAAUGGGAAAGAUUACUUCUGCUGCCAUCUGUGAGAACGACUAUCAAGUCACUAUUACGUUAAAUUACACUCUUGCUAGUAACAAGGAUAUUCAUACCAGUAAACCAGCAAAGUUCAAUAAUCAUUACCUAAAUAGUGUAACAGAAGAUGGAGAUGAUCUGGAUGGCAGUCAGCCUAGUUUUGGCAAAGAAGAUCACGAUCUUUCACAUUCAAGAGGCAAAAUAAAGAGAACAAAGUCAAGAAUGCUUACAGAAAAAGAAGAUAAGCUCCCUCCAGAGUCCAGACAACUGCUGGACGAACUGGGUCCCCAUGGGAAAGGAAGAAUCACUUUGAUAGAACAGUUGCUCAGCAAAGGCGCUGACCCAAACUGCACCGGCGAAGACGACCGACCUGCUCUGACAGUGGCUGUCCGUAACAGGCAUGCAGAAGCGAUCUCUGUUCUUGUGCAGAACGGCGCUAACGUUGACCAGCAGUCAGGACUGUACAACAACACCGCUCUCCACGAGGCAGUUCUGCUUGGAUUAGAGGGAAAGGAGUGCGUCCGAGUCCUGCUACGCUGUAAUGCAAGCAUAAAAAAGAAGAAUACAGAAGGGGAAUCAGCAUAUGAUUUGGCUGUUACAGAUGGAAAUAAUGAAGUGAUUUCAUUGUUUGCAAGUAAGCUUGGAGAGGGAAUGUUGGACAAACUUACGAAACCCAGGAACAUUGGUCUCAUCAGUGUUUGAUCAUGACUGCCUUUUCUCCAAAAUGGAGCUUGAUGUUCUUUGAGUUUGGGAGAGCUUUAACUCACAUGUCCAGUUCUGCGUGCAGACUUCGCUGAACCAUGCGAUCAACCCUGUAACAGCUGCUUGCUUUGUACAACAUUCUCCCACUCUUUCCCAGCGGUUCAGAGCACAAUUCUUCACUACCUGUACUCUGUUCAGUGAGGUUUCUUUUCCUUUCCAAGCUUGCACAAGGAGAAGGAUCAACCUUAUCUUCCAAGGCAUUAAAGCAGUUUAAGGCG
Messenger RNA from Cygnus atratus (black swan), 2694 nucleotides. RefSeq names its product double zinc ribbon and ankyrin repeat domains 1 (gene DZANK1). NCBI's taxonomy places the organism in Eukaryota, Metazoa, Chordata, Aves, Anseriformes, Anatidae. The transcript has 21 exons. Gene Ontology annotation, biological process: eye photoreceptor cell development. The record is from RefSeq and is a predicted model, not a curated record. Gene Ontology annotation, molecular function: protein binding. The coding region runs from base 74 to 2416 and encodes 780 amino acids.